UUGGGUGACUUUAGUUGACGUUAUUACGGAAGUGUGUUGCAUGAGUUUACUUGUGAUUUCAUGUUGAUUUCUUUUUGCAUUCAUUGAACAUUUCUGUCAGUUUAUAAAUCAGUAUUGUUCUGUUGUUUGCUGUUAAACUCUUCAGAUUGGACCAGUUCAUUCUGCAGCCUCGUUUAUAAAGAGAACAGAGUUUAAACCAGUUUAAAUCAGUAUAAUAAUUAUAAUAACUUGUGAGUAUAAUGACAGAUAAAGUUGGUGCUCCUGCAGCCCGGGUGGUGCUGCAGCAGUGUCUGCAGGCCAGACUGCAGGUGAGACCAGCAGAGGACCAAUCAGAGGCCCAGUUCGUCCAGAUCGACAGAGGAAUGGUGAUUUAUAUCUGUUUCUUUAAAGGAGCCACAGACGACAUCCUGCCCAAGAUGGUGUCCACGCUGUUGAACCUGCGGCUGUGUGAGUCCGACUCGGGGAAGAUGGCGUCGGUGCUGGAGCUCCCCGGCAGCGUGCUGAUCGUCCCUCAGGCCACGCUGGGCGGGAAGGCCAAAGGCAGGGCCAUGCAGUACCACAACAACAUCAGCAAAGAGGACGGGCUGCGGCUCUACGGGGCCUUCGUCUCUCUGUGCGAGAAGGAGCUGACGGCUGCUUCGGCUGAUGUGACGGUGAAACACGGGACGUAUGGAAACAGACAGGUGCUGAAGCUCGACACCAACGGACCUUACACACAUCUGAUGGACUUCUGAGGAAUGAAGCUUUGCUAGUGACGUCACGGAGGUCAAAACUGUCUCUCAAAGGACCAGUGGGUGGCAUUUCGGGGGAUCUAUUAGCAGAAAUGGAAUAUAAUAUUCAUAACUGUGUUUUCAUUAAAGAACAUAUAUUACCAAGAAGUGAAAGUCAAUUGUUUGUUCCAUUGCAA
Messenger RNA from Sebastes umbrosus (honeycomb rockfish), 907 nucleotides. RefSeq names its product D-aminoacyl-tRNA deacylase 2-like. Gene Ontology annotation, biological process: tRNA metabolic process. The transcript has 3 exons. Gene Ontology annotation, molecular function: D-tyrosyl-tRNA(Tyr) deacylase activity. Gene Ontology annotation, cellular component: cytoplasm. The coding region runs from base 240 to 734 and encodes 164 amino acids. The record is from RefSeq and is a predicted model, not a curated record. Lineage: Eukaryota; Metazoa; Chordata; Actinopteri; Perciformes; Sebastidae.